Messenger RNA from Solanum dulcamara, 1371 nucleotides. Its product is annotated as ABC transporter B family member 11-like. Gene Ontology annotation, biological process: transmembrane transport. NCBI's taxonomy places the organism in Eukaryota, Viridiplantae, Streptophyta, Magnoliopsida, Solanales, Solanaceae. The coding region runs from base 1 to 1125 and encodes 374 amino acids. Gene Ontology annotation, cellular component: membrane. The transcript has 4 exons. The record is from RefSeq and is a predicted model, not a curated record. Gene Ontology annotation, molecular function: ATP binding; ABC-type transporter activity; ATP hydrolysis activity.
AUGCGAGUCAAGUUGCUAGUGAAGCAGUUGGAACUUGGAAGUAUCAGAACAGUGGCUUCUUUCUCUGCAGAAGAGAAGGUGGUGCAAUUGUACAAAAGAAAAUGUGAAGGUCCAGUUAGAGCUGGAAAAAAAGAAGGGCUAUUGGGUGGUGCAGGUUAUGGAUUUUCAAUGUUCUGCUUGUACUCUGUCUAUGCUGCCAGCUUUUAUGCUGGUGCUCGGUUGAUUCAGUCCAGUAAGGUCACAUUUGCUGAUGUUUUCCGGGUUUUCUAUGGUCUCAGCUUGACAGCUUCCGCAAUUUCUCAAUCAGGUGUCCUUGCUCCUGAAUCCACCAAAGCAAAAACUGGUGCAUCUUUGAUCUUUGCACUUCUUGACCGACAAUCCAAGAUAGACUCGAGUGAUAACUCAGGAAUGAUAUUAGAGAAUGUGAAGGAAAACAUUGAGUUUCGACAUGUCAGUUUCAAUUAUCCAAGUCGACCUGAGGCUCAAGUCCUAAAAGAUCUAUGCCCAGAAUUUAGCUCUGUUGAGACGGUAGCUCUGGUGGGAGAAAGUGGGAGUGGAAAAUCAACAGUCAUUUCCUUGUUGAAAAGAUUUUACAAUCCGGAUUCAGGCCUAGUCACAUUAGAUGGAGUAGAAAUUCAAAAGUUGAAGGUGAAAUGGUUGAGAGAGCAAAUGGGAUUAGUAAGCCAGGAGCCUAUAUUGUUCAAUGACACAAUCAGAGCCAAUAUAGCAUAUGGAAAAGAAACUGAUGCCACAGAAACAGAAAUAUUAGCUGCUGCUGAGUUAGCAAAUGCUCACAACUUCAUCAGUGCCUUACAACAGGGGUAUGAAACACUAGUUGUUGAAAGGGGCAUGCAACUCUCUGGUGGACAGAAACAAAGAGUUGCAAUUGCAAGAGCUAUAGUGAAAUGUCCAAAAAUAUUACUACUAGGUGAGGCCAUAAGUGCACUUGACUCGGAGUCUGAGAAAAUAGUUCAAGAUGCACUUGAUAGAGUAAGAUCAGGCAGAACAACAGUUGUGGUGGCUCAUAGAUUGUCCACAAUUAAAGGAGCUGAUGUUAUUGUUGUCAUCAAAGAUGGUGUCAUUGUGGAGAAAGGAAAUCAUGAAAUGGUAUCUAUGCUUCUCUAAUAUCAAAGUCUUCUAGCACUAUGAAGUAGUACAUAAAAAAAUGGCAUAAAAAAUGGAAUUUUGAUGCACAAAACGUCCCACAUUCAUGCAAGUUCCAGAAAGGGUCGCAAACCAAAUGGGGGUGAUGUAGGCAGUGGCUGAUUCUACAGCUUGACAAACUAUGAAGUAGUACAUGUUCUUUUUUGUUUUUGUUUAUAAUAGUGGUGUAUCGUUCGGUCUAACUUACAUGUAUUUUGAUUAUUUUAU